AUGAGCCCACACAUGGGAAACAUCAAGUUUUGGGGUCAUGAGUCUUCCGAACCUCUGGAGGGACUGUCUGUGUGCUCCCUGGGACUUGUGCUCUUGCUGGAAACCACACAACGCCGGAAGCAGACAGACCGAUUUGCCUGUUUCACGGUGUCCACUUCCGAUGAGUCGAAAGGGAAAAUUUUCCCACUGGCAUGUGCAGUGAUCAAAGUUGACCAACCCAUGAGGAAAGCUGUCCAGGGCACAACUCAGGGCUCCAUAGAACCACAGAAUCUUGGGCGCAACCCUGCUCAAGCACGCAAAUGUGCAUACGAACAGGGUCUCUGUGUGACGUCAGAAAGCACACUUUCGACUUCUUCUCCUUCCAUCGCUGAAGGAAUGAUGGUAUCUGCCAAAAGCACAUACUCGGAAAGAACUCGUUAUUUGAAGACUCUCUCGGAAGAGGUAGCGUCUUUCUGCAACCUGCGGUCCCAGCAGAAAAACCUUGUGAUCCUUGUUCCAGGCAACUUGGAGGAUGACUCACUCUACUUGGGAGAUGAGUGGCAGUGCAACCACUUUUCGAAACUCAUGUCUUCUCGGCCAGAUGCAGCUUUUGCUGAAAUCCAGCGGACUUCUCUCCCUGAGAAGUCACCACUCUCAUGUGAGACCCGUGUCGACCUCUGUGGCGAUUUGUCUCCUGUGGCAAGACAGCUUGCUCCCAGGGAGAAGCUUCCUCUGAGUAGCAGGAGACCUGCUACGGUGGGAGCUGGUCUCCAGAAUAUUGGAAAUACCUGCUACUUGAAUGCUUCCCUGCAGUGCAUGACAUACACACUGCCCCUUGCCAAAUGCAUGCUGUCCUGGGAGCUCUCUCAAACGUGUCAUCGUCACAAGUGCUGCAUGCUCUCUACUAUGCAAGCUCACAUCACACGGGCACUCCAGCAUCCUGGCCAUGUCAUCCAGCCCUCACAGGCAUUGGCUGCUGGCUUCCAUAGAGGCAAGCAGGAAGAUGCCCAUGAAUUUCUCAUGUUCACUGUGGAUGCCAUGAGAAAGGCAUGCCUUCCCGGGGACAAUCAGGUAGAUCAUCACUCCAAGGACACCACCCUUAUCCACCAAAUAUUUGGAGGGUACUAGAGAUCUCAAAUCAAGUGUCUCUACUUCCAUGGCAUUUCAGACACCUUUGAUCCUUACCUGGAUAUCGCCCUGGAUAUCCAGGUAGCUCAGAGUGUCAAGCAAGCUUUGGAACAGUUGGCGAAGCCCGAAGAACUCAAUGGAGAGAAUGCCUAUCAUUGUGGUCUUUGUCUCCAGAAGGCACCUGCCUCCAAGACAUUAACUUUACACACUUCUGCCAAGGUCCUCAUCCUUGUAUUGAAGACAUUCUCUGAUGUCACAGGCAACAAACUUGCCAUGAAUGUGCAAUAUCCUGAGUGCCUUGACAUGCAGCCAUACAUGUCUCAGCAGAACACAGGACCUCUUGUCUAUGUCCUGUAUGCUGUUCUCGUCUUCACCGGGUGGAGUUGUCACAACGGACAUUACUUCUCCUCUGUCACUCAAGAAGGCCAGUGGUAUAAAAUGGAUGAUGCCGAGGUCACUGCCUCUGGUAUCACUUCUCCUUUGAGUCAAGAGGCCUAUGUCCUCUUUUACAUCCAGAAGAAUGAAUUUGGAACACCCAGUUACAGUGUGUCCAUAGGCAGGGAACCAAGAGCUCUUUGUGCUGAAGACAAGUGA
Molecule: messenger RNA, 1701 nt
Organism: Pan troglodytes (chimpanzee)
Lineage: Eukaryota; Metazoa; Chordata; Mammalia; Primates; Hominidae
Product: ubiquitin carboxyl-terminal hydrolase 17-like protein 6
Biological process (GO): protein deubiquitination; regulation of apoptotic process
Cellular component (GO): nucleus; cytosol
Molecular function (GO): cysteine-type deubiquitinase activity
Source: RefSeq, a predicted model, not a curated record